This is a messenger RNA of Anolis sagrei ordinatus, 3270 nucleotides long. RefSeq names its product dimethylglycine dehydrogenase (gene DMGDH). The record is from RefSeq and is a predicted model, not a curated record. Gene Ontology annotation, cellular component: mitochondrion. Lineage: Eukaryota; Metazoa; Chordata; Lepidosauria; Squamata; Anolidae. Gene Ontology annotation, molecular function: protein binding; oxidoreductase activity.
GCUCGUCUUGUACGUCUUCAGUCUCCGCCGCCACUGCGUCCCUUGAAGGCCAAGCCAAGCCAAGCCAAGCCAUGCUCCGGGGCGCCUUGAGGGGCUUCCCCUUUCGGCUGCCCGCGCGGCCCUUUGCCUGCGGCCCGGCCACGCCGAGGGGGGAAGAAAAACCAUUUUCUUUAAAAGCAAAAUGGAAAGAUACGGCAGAUACAUUAAUUAUUGGAGGAGGUUGUGUUGGUGUGAGCCUUGCAUAUCACCUGGCCAAAGGUGGCAUGAAGGAUGUGCUUCUUUUGGAAAAAUCUGAACUCACAGCUGGAUCUACCUGGCAUGCAGCAGGUUUGACAACAUAUUUCCAUCCUGGAAUAAAUCUGAAGAAAAUCCAUCAUUACAGCAUCAAGCUUUAUGAAAAACUUGAAGAAGAAACUGGACAAGCUGUGGGCUUUCAUCAACCUGGAAGUAUUAGAAUUGCUACAACUCCAACAAGAGUGGAUGAGUUUAAAUACCAAAUGACUCGAGCUGGUUGGCAUCAAGCAGAGCAAUACUUAAUUGAGCCAGAGAAAGUGCAAGAAUUAUUUCCUUUAUUAAACAUGGAAAAGGUUUUAGCAGGUUUGUACAAUCCUGGAGAUGGCCAUAUUGAUCCGUAUUCACUCACCAUGGCCUUGGCUGCAGGAGCCAGGAAGUAUGGUGCCCAGUUAAAUUACCCAGUCCAAGUAACUAAUCUAAAACCCAGAGCAGAUGGGACAUGGGAAGUUGAAACUCCAUAUGGAAUAAUUCAUGCAAAAAGAAUUGUGAACACAGCUGGUUUCUGGGCUCGUGAAAUAGGCAGAAAAAUUGGAUUGCAUCAUCCACUCAUACCAGUUCACCAUCAGUAUGUUGUCACUGCAACUAUCCCUGAAGUGAAAGUCUUGAAAAGGGAACUGCCUGUGCUUCGAGACUUAGAAGGUUCAUAUUACCUAAGACAAGAAAGGGAUGGUCUUUUGUUUGGUCCAUAUGAAAACCAAGAAAAAAUGAAGCUACAGGAAUCUUGGGUAACACAUGGAGUGCCACCAGGUUUUGGCAAGGAGCUUUUUGAAUCUGAUUUGGAUCGAAUAAUGGAUCAUGUUGAAGCAGCAAUGGAAAUGGUUCCUGUCCUGAAACAAGCAAACAUAAUCAAUGUAGUUGCUGGUCCUAUAACAUACUCUCCUGAUAUUUUACCUAUGGUGGGACCUCAUCAGGCUGUUCAAAAUUACUGGGUGGCUAUUGGUUUUGGAUAUGGCAUCAUCCAUGCAGGUGGCAUAGGAAAAUAUCUUAGUGAUUGGAUACUCAGUGGUGAGCCUCCUUUUGAUCUGAUAGAAUUAGAUCCAAAUAGAUAUGGAAAAUGGACAACUGUGGAAUAUACAUCAACAAAAGCAAGAGAAUCCUAUGGAUUUAACAAUGCUGUUGGCUACCCUAAAGAAGAGCGCUUUGCUGGUAGACCUACAGAAAGAGUCAGUGGGCUUUAUGAAGCCCUUAAGUCCAAAUGUUCAAUGGGAUUCCAUGCAGGAUGGGAACAACCUCAUUGGUUCUACAAACCAGGGGAUGAGACUGGAUACAAGCCUAGUUUUCGACGCACAAACUGGUUUGAACCAGUGGGUCGUGAAUAUAAACAGGUGAUGGAAAAAGUGGGUGUGAUUGAUCUUACUCCAUUUGGCAAGUUUAGCAUCAAAGGCAGUGAUUCUGUUAAACUUUUGGAUCAUCUAUGUGCAAAUGUGAUCCCCAAGGUUGGUUUCACAAAUAUAAGUCAUAUGUUAACUCCAAGAGGCAGAGUCUAUGCUGAGCUCACAGUCUCCCAUCUCAGGCCAGGGGAAUUUAUGUUAGUUACUGGUUCUGGAUCAGAGCUUCAUGACUUGAGAUGGAUUGAAGAAGAGGCAAUUAGAGGGCAAUAUAAUGUUGACAUCAAAAACAUUACAGAUGAAAUUGGAGUAUUAGGUAUAGCGGGUCCAUAUGCCCGUGAAGUUCUCCAGAAAUUAACAACAGAAGAUCUCAGUGAUGCUGCAUUUAAUUUUCUACUAUCCAGACAUUUAAAAAUUGCUGAUAUUCCAGUUACUGCAAUUAGAAUAUCCUAUACAGGUGAAUUGGGCUGGGAAUUGUAUCAUGAACGAAAAGAUUCUGCAGCUUUAUAUUCUGCUAUCAUGGAAGCUGGUCAUGAACGAGGAAUCGACAACUUUGGAACAUAUGCAAUGAAUACAUUAAGGCUAGAAAAAGGUUUCCGUGCCUGGGGAGCAGAGAUGAAUUGUGACACCAAUCCUUUGGAAGCUGGACUGAAAUAUUUUAUAAAAUUAAAUAAGCCAGCAGACUUCAUAGGAAAGCAAGCACUGAAAGAGAUGAAAGAGAAAGGGCUUGAACGGCAGCUUGUGUAUCUCACCUUGAAAACAGAUAAUGUUGAUCCAGAAGGAAAUGAGAGUGUCUGGUAUAACAACAAGGUUAUUGGCAACACCACGUCUGGAUGUUACAGCUAUAGGACUCGCCAAAGUUUGGCUUUUGCGUACGUCCCUGUGGAACUCAGCAAAGUUGGGCAGAAGCUGGAAGUUGAACUGCUAGGGGAAAAAUAUCCAGCCACUAUUAUCCAAGAACCACUAGUGAUGACUGAGCCAACGAGAAUGCGACUUCAGAAGAUGGGCAGCAGGAAUGCCAAAACACAGACCUGAGAUGUGUAAUUCUUUCUUACCAACAGUCAAGACUUGAUUAACUUCUAUGUCAGAUUUAUGCACAGACUUAAGUUAAUGAAGCUUAGGGCCUGAGGUUCAGAAGUGUUUCUUAAUGAAUAAAGAUUAAAAAUUACAUUAGAACAACAGAAAAUCUAUCCCAUGAUAAUAUGAGCCUCUUAAACUUGACAUACCUUGGAGUCUCAACAUUUAUAAAAUGGGAUCAUUACAUAUGACAUGUAUAAGUUGAUGUUAAACCCUGUCCAUGCGUUUACCCUUGACACAAUGAUAACCAUGUGAAUAGGAGAACAAGAGCAUUAUUGUUGGUCCAACCCCACCUUGCAUUCUGGUUACUCAGUUCUGUCAUCUUCUACAUGGGCAAAUACUUGCCAAUCUGUUUUCAUAAUCUUGGCUCUAUCCUGCACAGGGAAUCUACAUGAAUGGAACAGAUACUUCAAUACUAAAGUCAUUAAUCAAAAGCAGGAAUGGAACAAUGGGAACCAAUGAGGGCAUAACUUUUCUAAUUGUGAACCUUAUGAGUUGAUUACAAACUGCAUAUGAAAUACAAAACUGCACAUGAUGUGAGUAACAAUAAAAUAUUUUAUGCUUACUAAUA